UAGAAAUUUUGUGAUUUUUCCUGUUUCAAAGACUAUUAUAAUGAUAAAUGUUUUAUAAACUGGUAUAUCAUUACACCUUCCUAUUAAUAAUACGCAUAUGAACCGUGUUCAAGCUUGGGGAAACAGCUCUAUUUAAGGGCGGACUUUAGGCGACAUGUCCAAUCUCGUUCUGUCAAAGUGGAACUUGGAAGUCAGCCUGGUGACAGGCAGGUGUGAUGUCUGAAAAUAGAAUUUCACGUGUUUGGAUGGAUUUUAAUGCGAAAAUAUAAGUAAAUGGCAACACCUUUUCAAGUACAACAUAUACCAGAUUCAAUACGUGCGCAAUACGCAAGCAAAGAUUUAAAUGCUGUUCAGAUGGCAAGAGAAGUUCCAAGACAAUACCAAAGAAAUGCUGAGGAUGGACAGAUCCUGAGGUUUCCGAGCACUAAAAAUGUUUUGUGGGAUCAUGAGACGCUGGGAAAGCCACAGACCUUGCAUAUUUCAUCCUUCAGGAAACCAAGUUUGCGUGUGAGUGAAAAGAUCCUGCGGUUUGCCCAGAGGCAUGUGGACUCCUCUGGUGACAACAGGCUUUCCUGUGUACUGAUCGGCUCCCUUGACAUUGAUGAUGACAAUGAAGGUGUUGUGUUCAACGUUGAGAGACUGGAUCUGGCUUGUGAUCCUAACACUUCCACCAGUCAUGCUGCCGGAGACACCCUCAUCCCUUUCACAAUUCAGUGUGGCAGUAAGGAAAGAGGGAGCACAGAGGAAGAUUACAUCAGUGCUAUCCAGUUAUUGAAGCAGAGAUGUCAGUCUAAAGCUCCAGUGGUUUUAGGAAGUUUCCUACUGGUCAAGGCUUGGUGUAGUUACUACUCCAAAGGGGACACAAGCAUACACCACCUGGAAUUUGAGGUGGUUACCUUGGCAACGGAAAUCCAGGUCACACCCAUCACGGCUGUGCCAAUAGUCCCAACUGCUCUGUCAAAAAACCUGGCUGGACCCAUGAGCAUUAGUCAUAUGCAGGGGACCCCCAAAACUGGGUACCUGACUAUGGACCAUACUCGCAAACUUCUAUUGGUGCUAGAAUCUGAUCCUAAAGUCACAAAUCUACCUCUUGUUGGCAUAUGGGUCAGUGGAAUAUCAUAUGUGUACAGUCCAUAUGUAUGGGCAUGUUGUCUUCGCUAUCUACACAAUGCUUCCAUUUCUGACAGAGUCUGUUCACCGCCGGACCCGUUUCUUCUGGUACUGUAUAACCCGACUCACUCGAAACCCGAGUUUUAUGAGUGCUGCACUGCCUCUGGAGACAGCAAGAUGUCCUUUGACUUCUACACUGGGUUUGAGGCUGUCCAGAUUAACAAGGCUGGUUUGGGCAGUACUGAUGAAGUGGUGGUAGAGUUGUCAGCUGUGAAAGAUGGGGCCAAGCUGGAUCUCUUCCGGGACGCUGUCCAACAAACUGCCAAUAGUGGUCACAAUGAGAGUCGGAGAUCCAUCUCCCCUGAUCCUGUCUCCAAUGAAGACAUCACACCUCGCAUAAAACCUGCCCCUCACCAGUCACGGCUUCCUAUGAUGCAGUCAAUGGUGCCUGAAGUAUCCUUGUUCUUUGGAAAUGAAGAUACAACAUUUGUGCCAAAUGUUCAACAUCCCUCCUCUCGACCGCAAAUGCCUGGAUCAGAUGUAAAACAUCCACCCAUUGCUAGUUCAACACCAAUGCAAACAUCCAAUGUACAUUUAACAAAUGGUUCUGUGCCAAAUGACUCAAAUAGUGCUCAUCAACUACGUAAUACUGUCUCCGCAAAUAAUUAUAUGAAUUUUAACAACCCAGGGCAGAAUGUUAUGUCGCAACCCUCGAAACCAAACCAUCAACAGAAUAUAAUCCUUCCAGCAAGCAAAGUUCCACACAGUAUGCCUGCCUCCUACCCACACUACUCCAUGCCUAAUGCUGCUCCCGUGCCAACCAGUUCUGGAAUGCCCCAUCCACAUCACCACCCCCAGCCUGGCUACCCUGGGGGAUCAAACGGAAUGCAUCCCUGUCCUCCGCGGCCCUACUGUUCCUGUCCUAGCUGUCCUAAGCCACCAACUCAGUUCUACAACAGACCUCAACAAGGAGUAUAUCCUGAUAAGAGGGGACCAUAUCCUCGACCACAGUUUUCUAGCUAUGGACCACCUCCCCCAAGACUAAAUGGUCCACCAUACCAAGGGUACCCUGCUCCUGGUCCCCAAUCAUUACCAGUUCACCAACAAGGAGUUUAUCCCCCAGUUCACCAUUCUUAUCCCCCAUCAACCGGUGAAUACACUCAGCCUUCAUCCAUGCCGUAUUCUGCUCCAUACUCUAAACCAUAUCCACAAGGUGCUCCAAGUUAUUCAACGGAUGGUUGUCUAGCCCAGUCAGGGCCAGUAAGAACAGGUUCCUCAUCAAUGCAAGGGCCUCAACAGUCUAACCAAAGUGGGCAAAGACCAGAUUUGCCUCCACAAGGUUUUCAAGAAAAGCAUUUGACAGUUGUUCAACCUCCCCAGGCUAGUGGUGGUGUACCAAUUCGUGCAGAAGAGAGAAGAUCGCCGAGAAACCAUGCUCAGAGUUCCGAAGGGUUAGCUGUUAGCAGAAGCAAUGAGGUUCAGAGGUCAAACCAAAGUUCAGAUAACAGUGGUCGUUCAAGUGAUGACAGUGGCUUAAGUUUUACCCCAGAAAAACAUAACUCCCCUGCUCAAAAUGCUAGUCCAAAGCAGACCACUGAUGUAAACACAGCAAGUGAUCUGAAGUCCUCUAUAACAACAGUGAACUGGGAAAAUGUCCCACCAGAGAUCUACCAGCUACUGAUGAGACAGGAACAACAGCUCAAGACCCUACAGGCUCAGAUUGAAGUUCUCACUGCUCAAUCUUUGAACAACACCGCAGAGAGCACAGCAAUUGCAAAACAUGAAGCAUCACCUGCACAGAAAUGCACUGUUGCCACCAACACGUCUCUUGCACCCAAUGAGAAAAAAGAACAAGUGUCUGCCUGUAUGCAAACCAGUCAACAGGAAGUGCACCUGGAGUACAAUGGUAACAACACCACCAAUCCUGUUGGUCAUCUUGCCAACUCCAACAUACAUGCACAUAACAACCAGUCCAGCUCGAGUGGGAGUGGUUGUGAUGGGAAGACGCCAAUGGAGAUUCGCCACCGUGGCCGGCUGCCCAUGAAUAGUACACGGCGUGAAGAAGGGGAGCUAGACAUGUCACAGGGGGAGCUUGUUGCGCUAAUGAACAACAUGCAUGAUAGAACCAUAGACAGUGUACAGUCGGAGAUGAUUGUGGACCUACCAAGCUUUCAAUCUUCACCAACCAGAUCCCCUAGGAGUCAAGAAUCGUAUGCCAAUUCCUCAGCUUUUAACCUGUCCCCUCGUUCCCCGAUCUCUGCUAGCAUGUGUGAAAACCAGCGGGCGGAGGUUAGUGAUACGGAGGAGACAGAUGAGGAAGACAACAACACUGCCGGGACAGACAACCCAGAGUACUACAAUCGGCUUAUGGACAAUAUCAAGAAGUUGUUGAGCCAAAACUCAACAGAGAACACGCUGGAAGGGGAAGGUUACUCCGGUGACGUCUCCUCUGACCCCAGCACCCACGUCAACCUCGCCAGGGAGGACCUAAGGCUUGGGGAGCAUCUCCAGUCAUUCUUCAAGUUUGACACAAGCACGAAGGCCCCAGCAGACACCACCUUCAUUCCGAAGAUCAAUUACGUCUCCAUGUUGCUUGACUCCUCGGACACAGACACCUCCAUGGAGAUCAACGCCAUGGCUAUGAAAUACCUGAAAGACGAGCAACUUACCCAGCUAACCAAGCUUCAGGCUAAAAACAGGCUUCUCCAGGGGUCCAGGAAAGCCUCUGAGAAAACUGCCCUUCUUCAGAAAAUACUUAAGGCGGAGGAAAACGAGAGUACACCGAAUGUUACAACAGUUGGGAUGUCACCGAAUGAUCUUACAUUUGCUACAAAAAAAUACCUUGAAAGGCAUGGGUUGUUGGAGGGUGCUGGUGAUGCCACCUCAGCUUCUGACAGUACUCAAAAUGACAGUUAUAGACUUAGAACAAACUACAGCACAAUGACAUCUGGGUCAGACGAUGGACCCGCCCAGGUUACCCAUGAGGUGCUCAGUACCCCGGCCAGUCGAGGAGGAAAUUUUACAGAAAAUUCAACACCUUUAAAUGGGCAUACCAGUAGAAACACAACAGAUCCUUAUAGCACGAGGUCAACUCCAAGUCAGAAUACUGGUAUGUCAUCGAGAGCUCCUUAUAAUGACUCUCAGAGUAUCAGAACUUAUAAUGACUCACGCAGCACCAGAUCACCCUAUAAUGACUCACAACAAAAUGUUGGCUUUAAUGGAACUCCAAAGCCUAACCACACCCAUUCACGGCUCGAAGAUCAUAACCGUGUAUUACCAAACAGACCCACUCCUCAAAACAUGUCGGAACAACAGUCACACAACUAUACACCCUAUUCGGAUAGACCUUCGCCAUUUCUACAAAGCACAAACCGUAACACAAACACUGGUGCAGGAGGGGGCGUGCGAUAUGCUAGCCCACAAAUAACACCAACACCAAAUAUGCAGAGACUGUCACCACCCGAGAGAGACUCAAGACAGCCACAGAGAUCGCCCUAUGAGCAGCAGGGUGAAAACAGGCCCUAUAUCAACACUGAAUGGGGACAAAAUGCCGGUACCCCUGUCAGGACCGGUCUUAGAGAUAACGGUGCUCAACAGCGGCGAGAGGAAACUGAUAAUGAUGACAGAAUACUAGAUAUUACACGUCUUAAACAACUUUCUAAAUUACUCUAGAAAUUAAUUAUUAUUCAAAUUUAGUUUGAUUAAAUUAUUAUUUACUUAUAUUCUUAUAUGGCAUUAUUUAGUAUUGCAUUUAAACUAGAUGCUUGGCUAUAAAGCUUAUUACUUAAAUUUGGCUACACUUUUGCGUCUUUAUUUUGCAAUAGUCAAUAUUUUAAUAUAUACGAUAUAAUUGUGAUGUUUGUGUAUAUUAUAAAUUGCUCACAUAUAAUUGAUUGAUAUAGCCAAUGAUCUACCCGUCCAUACAUUUACUGCAGACCUUUUUUGGUCUUUAAUCCUUUUAUCUUUAUUUUACAAAAGACUGUGAUAUCUAAUAUUCUGUUAUCUCAUUUUAUUUCCUUUUAACUAUACAAAGAUAUUUAUAUUGAGAUUUUAUAUUUUGUUUUAUUUUAUUGUUUUAUUUAUUUACUGCAUAUCGGCUGCCAGAUUGAAUUUUUAAAAAUAUCUUGAAAAGUGGAAUUCAUUUUUUGACAUUAGCCAAUAAGAACUACAUUAAUAACCUACUUCCUAAAUUCACACAUAUAUAUAUAUAUAUAUAAUAUAUAUUAUAAUCAAGGUUUAGUAUUAGUAAUGUAGACAUGAUUGUGUUUUAAAAGAGAAAUAGAAUAGAUACAGUAGUAAAAAGACUUUUAUAGAAUACAGCUAACUAGUAUUAAAAUUCAAUUACAUUGAUAUUAGAUAUUAUACAAUUCAAUAGUCUUUGUUAUGAAGUAUUUUAUUCUCUAUUAAUUUUUUUAAUUCUCUUAUAAUAGUGUGUAUCUGAGUUGUAUAAAUUGCCUUAAGUUUGCAAGGCGAUUUUACUUGCCGAUAGUCGGAAAUCAAUGAUAUCUCGAUUCAUACCUUCACUCGGUAGCAUUCUCAAGAACCAGUCUUAAUUCCACAAACUUGCAUAUCCCCUGGUUGUUUUUUAAUCUAUUGUUUAAAAUGUGUUAGAUCCUCUAUGUUUGAUCAUUUCUUACCAAAAUGUAAUGAUGGAAAUAAGAGGUAAUUGUACAAAAUUAUAAUAAAUUAUGUUUAGAAUUGAUGGUUUAAAAAAAGAGAAAAAUAUGCAAAAUUUUGAACAGUUGUGCUUGCAAAGAUGACCAUGUCAAAUUAACUCAAAUCUUAGGUGUAUAAAUAUAGCAUUGUUAUUGUCUGCUUCAAAUACCGGUAAUGCAGUUGAUAUAUUAAUUUUUCGGGUAUAUUUAUAAAGAAACAUAAUUUUUCAUUAUUCUGAAAAGUUUAUAAAACCUAUUCAAGAAAAUGUUGGACAUUUACAUAACCUGGAAAUAAAUGGACAAUAUAUGGCCAAAAUCACUGUGGAAGUUCUUACAGUCCAUGGCUGUAUAUGAAAAACGUACCAUGUACUUAUACUGAUGAGAUUGAUAUCAGUAUGGUGUAUCGAAAACAAACAUCACAAUAAUGCAUCGAAAAAAGUACUGCACGAAUAUAGGCAAUCAACACUUCUUUAUUGUACUAAUAAGUAAAACAAAAAGUCUUAUUUGGUUUAACAAGAUGUGAUUACCACUUAUAUAUUAUUUUAUAUAUUUGGGGGAUAUGCUUGUCAGUGACUUCAGCUCUCAGGGUAAAUGUUAAAUGUUGAAUUGGUUAUUGUUUGAGCUAGCUAAUUGACAUUAUUGUUUAAUUGCAUGAACAUAGAUCUGCCAACAUCAUUUAUACCUGAAAUUCUGUCAUUCUGUGCAGCUGAUGUUUUUAUUGAAGGCUUUUGAUGUUUGCUUGUAAAUAUAUUGAUAAAUUAUUAUAAAUAAAUUAUUUAUUUUAC
Mya arenaria is the source of this 6550-nucleotide messenger RNA. Its product is annotated as SCL-interrupting locus protein homolog. Gene Ontology annotation, biological process: smoothened signaling pathway; protein localization to centrosome; centrosome duplication. Lineage: Eukaryota; Metazoa; Mollusca; Bivalvia; Myida; Myidae. The record is from RefSeq and is a predicted model, not a curated record. The transcript is spliced from 16 exons. The coding region runs from base 274 to 4782 and encodes 1502 amino acids. Gene Ontology annotation, cellular component: centriole; centrosome.